UUUUCAGAUACAGGUCAUAUUCAAGUGGAUGUACCAUUAUCUAACUAUACUAAAUACCUGGGACAGACUAUACGAUUAAACUGUGAAAUAACAGGUGACCCUACCCCUCAAUAUAUCUGGUAUAAAAAUACUCUGGAAAUUGAUGAAAAUGUUGAUACUAGAUAUAGUGUUAAACCUACUGAUUGGGGAUCAAGAUUGCGUAUUGUGAAUCUAGCAGCUGAUGAUGCUGGUCUGUAUUCCUGUAAAGCUAUAAAUAGAUUUGGUUCUAAAGAAACUAGUGGACAGUUAGUCAUCAAGAAUGAAUAUCCACCACCACCUAAAGUUCAACCUGAUUCAGGUCGUAAUAAGAAUAAUAAAAAAGAUGGUAGUGAUACAAUAGAUUAUGAUAUUAAAUCUAUUUUACCAGGAGCUGAUGGUAGCAAUGGAGGGAAAGAUGACAUAGAUCAAGGUGAUGGAUUUUGUCAAGUUCAUCGUGGUAGUACAUGUUCUAAAUAUGUUGGUAACAAGAGUAUCUAUGUGUCAACUAAAUUUACUCAAGGUCUUCGUGAAGAACGAUUUAUAGCUGCAUUUGCUGUAAUAGGUUCAUCCAAUCAUUUAUCUAAAGAGUGCCAAACAUUUGCCAUCCCUUCCUUAUGUUACCAUGCCUUCCCAUUGUGUGAUGACUCCAGAGGUAAACCAAGACCAAAACAGAUCUGUAAAGAUGAAUGUGAAGCUUUAGAAGAUAAUAUUUGUAAAACAGAAUAUAUCUUAGCUAAACGUCAUCCAUUGAUAGGUGAUAGAUUAUUACCAGAUUGUAGUAAGCUAGCUGGACCUGGUACACCAGAAGGUGAUGACUGUAUCAGAAUUGGUGUACCUAUGUCUAAAAAAUCUAACAAAAAUAAGAAAGACAAUUCAGAUGAAGCUAAUUGUUAUAAUGGUACUGGUAGUAAUUAUCAGGGUAAAACAAGUCGUACUAAAUCAGGCUAUACUUGUCAAUCCUGGCAAUCCAAUAAACCUCAUCAACAUUUCUAUACUGCUACAUAUCCUGAAUUAGCUAUGGGUGGACAUAAUUACUGUCGUAAUCCUGGAAAUGAAGAAAGUGGACCAUGGUGUUUUACUACUAAUAAAAAUGUACCGAAAGAAUUGUGUGACAUACCUAAAUGUGGCAAUCAAGGUACACAGAGUACACAUGUACCAGGUGAAGAAGGCAACAAGUUAAUGUUUAUUUUGGUACCUGGUAUAACAGUACCAUUAGCACUAGCUCUAUUGCUAGCCUUGGUUUGUUUCUGUCAAAGAUCACGAAGUAACAACAGUAAAGGAAAAGUACCAAGUAGAAAUACUGGUGCUGGUGUAGGGAGUGGUAAUCAUGAGAUGACACCAUUGAAUCCUAAAACUGGUACCAGGGCUCGUGAGUUUCCUAUGAAUAAUGUAAGAUUUCUACAGGAGCUGGGAGAAGGAGCAUUUGGGAAGGUCUAUAAAGGAGAGCUAAUGGGACUGUAUGGUGACAAUACUGUAACAAAAGUAGCAAUUAAAACUCUGAAGGAAAAUGCAGCACCUAAAGUUCAAAAUGAUUUUCGGAGAGAAGUGGAUCUAAUGUCUGAAAUGCGGCAUCCGAAUAUUGUGUGUUUAUUAGGUGUGUCUAUGAAACAGGAUCCAAUGUGUAUGUUAUUUGAAUAUAUGACGCAUGGUGAUCUACAUGAGUAUCUAAUAGCUCAUAGCCCUAAUUCAGAUAUCUCAAAUUUCGAGGAAAGUGGUCAGCAAAAGAUAUUAGAUUAUUUGGAUAUGUUACAUAUUGCUACUCAGAUUGGUGCUGGAAUGGAAUACCUUGCUAGUCAUCAUUUUGUUCACCGUGAUUUGGCUGCUAGAAAUGUGUUGGUUGGUGAUAAUCUUAUUAUUAAGAUAUCUGAUUUUGGGUUAUCACGAGAUAUCUACUCUUCUGAUUAUUAUAGAGUCCAGAGUAAAUCUCUACUCCCUGUUCGUUGGAUGCCUCCAGAGUCAAUAAUGUAUGGUAAAUUCACCACCGAUAGUGAUGUAUGGUCUUUUGGAGUUGUUCUGUGGGAAAUAUUCAGCUUUGGUCUUCAGCCUUACUAUGGUUUCUCUAAUCAAGAAGUUAUAGAAAUGAUCAGAUCCCGUCAAUUACUGCCUUGUCCUGAAGAAUGUCCAGCUAGAAUCUAUGGUUUAAUGGUAGAGUGUUGGCAUGAGAUGCCUAAUAGAAGACCACCAUUCAGAGAGAUUCAUGCCCGAUUGAGAGCAUGGAAGGGAGAACUUUUGGCUAGUCAGAAUCCUCACUGGAGUAUAUCUCAGAGUCAAUCAGCUCAUUCAAGUAGCACUCAUCAGAGUUCUCACAGUCAACCCAGUCAUCAUAGUAGUACUGGUCCUAGUAAUACCACAGCUGUUACUGGUCUCACUGGUAGUAGUAAUACAUCAGAUCAACUAAUGCCUUACCCUCAAUAUUCAGCUCAACAACAACCU
Molecule: messenger RNA, 2451 nt
Organism: Lottia gigantea (owl limpet)
Lineage: Eukaryota; Metazoa; Mollusca; Gastropoda; Lottiidae
Exons: 9
Biological process (GO): positive regulation of kinase activity; multicellular organism development; cell surface receptor protein tyrosine kinase signaling pathway
Cellular component (GO): signaling receptor complex; membrane
Molecular function (GO): protein binding; transmembrane receptor protein tyrosine kinase activity; ATP binding
Source: RefSeq, a predicted model, not a curated record